Onychostoma macrolepis is the source of this 5910-nucleotide messenger RNA. RefSeq names its product oxysterol binding protein (gene osbp). The transcript is spliced from 19 exons. The record is from RefSeq and is a predicted model, not a curated record. Bases 290 to 2920 code for a protein of 876 amino acids. Gene Ontology annotation, cellular component: intracellular membrane-bounded organelle; membrane; cytosol. NCBI's taxonomy places the organism in Eukaryota, Metazoa, Chordata, Actinopteri, Cypriniformes, Cyprinidae. Gene Ontology annotation, molecular function: sterol binding.
AGUUGUGUGUGAAUGACUCGUGCAUACAGGCCUCAUCUAUCUAAACAAAGUUUAAAAUAGCCUGAGAUAUGUUUGUUUUCAUUUAUUGCGUUCAUAAACGCUGCUGUUUAAAGAGUUUUGUUUUAUUUCGUGUCUGUAAAUGUCAAGUAGUGGGUUCAGAGAGUGACACGUAGGCGAAACGAGCCCAUUGACAUGAUAUCCACUGAGUAUAACACGUUUCAGUCUUUCUAUGGAAGAUUUGGGCUGUUUCAAAACCUAGUGUGCUGUCAACCUACACACAAGCCAUAAAAUGCUGUCUAGGUGGGGAACAACACAACUUGGACCCCCGUCAGACACUGUGAAGCCACGGGCUGUCGUGAUGUCGGAGCCCAAAGCGCCCACCCCGGCCCCUGGGGACACCUAUAAAGGCUGGCUCUUCAAAUGGACUAAUUACAUCAAGGGAUACCAAAGGCGAUGGUUCGUCCUGAGCAAUGGCUUGCUGUCUUACUACAGGACCCAGGCGGAGAUGGGUCACACAUGUCGGGGUACUAUAAACCUGGCCACAGCCAAUAUCGCGGUGGAGGACUCAUGCAAUUUUGUCAUCUCUAAUGGUGGCACGCAGACGUAUCACUUGAAGGCCAGCUCAGAGGUGGAGCGGCAGCGGUGGAUCACAGCACUGGAGCUGGCCAAAGCCAAAGCUUUCCGCAUGCAGGCUGAGUCAGGUCAGUUGGAAAGGAAACCACAUUUGAGAAUAGCACAAAAAUGCACACUUUGGGGUUUCUGUCUCACAGUUUUUGGUCCUCUUUUUUUUUUUUCUGCAGAUGACUCCGGGGACGACUCCUCUCCUCCUGCGGCAGGUCAGGGUGCAGGCUCACGCAACUCAGAGGUGCAGUCCACCCUCCGGACGCUGGGCAGCAAGGUGGAGGAUCUGAGCACCUGCAACGAUCUCAUCGCCAAACACGGCUCUGCACUUCAGCGGUCCUUGUCUGAGCUGGAGGGAGUUCGGCUGGGAGGAGAGACGAGUGAAAAGAUUCGGCAGGUGACGGAGCGAGCCACUCUCUUCCGCAUCACCUCCAAUGCCAUGAUCAAUGCCUGCCGGGACUUCCUGUCGUUGGCUCAGGCUCACAGUAAGCGCUGGCAGAAAGCCCUGCAGGCCGAGAGAGAGCAGAGAGUGCGACUGGAGGAGACACUGGAGCAGCUCGCCAAACAACACAACCAUCUGGAGAGAGCCUUCAGAGGAGCGACCGUACUGCCUGCAUCUCAGAGCAACCCUGCCAUAGACAGCAAAGGCCCAGUUCCAGGAAAGGGCGACGUCAGUGACGAGGAUGAGGAGAAUGAAUUCUUUGACGCAUGCGAGGACGUUCAAGAGUUUAUCACUGUACCAGCAGACCCCAAAUAUCACAGGAGAUCCGGCAGCAAUGUCAGCGGAAUCAGUAGCGAGCUUGGAAUGGACGACGGGACGACGUCGCUAGAUGAGCAGUCUCUGGCAUCCAAUCCCGAAUCUCCGCAGUCCCAGGAAGUAGUGCCUGUGAGAAAGAGGCGGACCCGAAUCCCAGAUAAACCAAAUUACUCUCUCAAUCUAUGGAGCAUCAUGAAGAAUUGUAUCGGAAAAGAGCUCUCCAAAAUCCCUAUGCCUGUGAACUUCAACGAGCCCCUAUCUAUGCUGCAGCGUCUCUCCGAGGACCUCGAGUACUACGAGCUGCUGGACCGGGGCGCUAAGUGCCAGAGCUCUCUGGAGCAGAUGUGCUACGUGGCAGCUUUCACCGUUUCCUCUUACUCCACUACAGUUCACCGCACGGGCAAACCCUUCAACCCUCUGCUGGGAGAGACAUUUGAGCUGGACCGCGUGCAGGAGAGCGGCUACAGGUCCAUCUGUGAGCAGGUAAGCCAUCACCCUCCGGCUGCGGCCCAUCACGCGAUCUCCGAGCGAGGCUGGACCCUGAGACAGGAGAUCGCCCUGGCCAGCAAGUUCAGGGGAAAAUAUCUUUCCAUCAUGCCCCUUGGUUCUAUUCAUUGUAUCUUUGAGAAGAGUAACAAUCACUACACCUGGAAGAAAGUCACAACCACAGUGCACAAUAUCAUUGUCGGGAAGCUCUGGAUAGAUCAGUCAGGAGAAAUCGACGUUGUGAACCACAGAACAGGCGACCGCUGUCAUCUCAAAUUUGCCCCGUACAGCUACUUCUCCCGAGAUGUGGCCAGAAAGGUCACGGGGGUUGUGACUGAUAAAGACGGGAAAGCGCACUAUGUUCUGUCUGGGACGUGGGACGAGAAGAUGGAAUGCUCUCGUGUGAUGCAGAGCACCAGAGGGGGAGAGAACGGCGCCGAUGGGCGACAGAAAACCGUCUAUCAGACGCUCAAAGCCAAAGAGCUGUGGAAGAAGACUCCGCUGCCGGAAGGCGCUGAAAACAUGUACUACUUCUCGACCCUGGCGUUGACAUUGAACGAGACGGAGGAGGGCAUUGCUCCCACGGAUAGCAGGAGGCGGCCGGAUCAGCGUCUGAUGGAGCAGGGCCGCUGGGAGGAGGCCAACGCUGAGAAACAAAGACUGGAGGAGAAGCAGCGCACCGCCCGCCGAGAGAGGGAGCGAGAGGCCAACCGCUCCGCCAACCCUGCAGAAGAGGGUAAGGAGCCAGCGGACGGGGCUCUCAUUGAGGACUCCAUAUCUGACUCGCCUCUAAAAACUGAAGAAGUCGAGAUUGCCAGUGAGCCCUCUGAGACCACUUACAAAACUGAAACACUGCAUGGCUCACACCCACCGGCAUACUCAAUGGAGGGUCCGUAUGGAGCUCCAGUCAAAAGUGGUCACCAGGACAACUACAAGCCCAUGUGGUUCGAGCGGCAGGUCGACCCAAUGACAGGAGAGCCCACGCACAUCUACAGUGGAGGAUACUGGGAAGCCAAGGAGCAGGGCAGCUGGGACUCCUGCCCGGAUAUCUUCUGAUCCCAAUCACGCACAUACCCCACGAUGCCCUCACUGUCCCGUUUCCCGGAAGAUAACAAACAAACGAAAGCUCAGUCAGCUGCCCCUUCUCUUUUCCCGUAUCGUAGUAUAUCGAGAUGCGCGUUCUCUCUUUCGCCAGCCGUGCUCUACUCAGUGGACAGUAAGGGACACCGAAAUGGUCCGGGAACACUCUCCCACCACCAUCCACUGUGUCUCUCUCUGUUCUCCUCGUGUUCACGGGAUUAUUAAAGUAUAGGGUUCACGAUUCAGUAAACGCUAGCGUUAGGAAAACAUAUCCUUUCCCGCUCCACACGUCUUCCUCAAGCUGUGGACGUCACAUCCUUAAACAUCCGGGGGAUAUGAAGGCCUGUUUGCUCAUGUGUGUAUAUGUGUGCGUGUGUGAGAAUUAGUGCAGGUGUGAAUGAGUUUAGAGAAGCGCUGUAGUGCUCUUUCUUUUCAUUGAGCAUGUUUGUGUGAGAGAUGAAGUUUAAGAGCUCGCCUUGGUUUGUGGAUUUUAAAGGAAUGGUUUGCACAAAUAUGAAAGAUCUGUCAUUGCUUACUCGCCACCUUAUUUCUUUUGCAAAACAAGCUUUUUUCCAUUAAGGUUAGUGCACAACAUGUCAAGUGCUAAAAAAACACAAUAAAAGUAUUAUUACUCUAUGCGAUUUGAGGCGCUACGUUCCUUCUGAAUUUAUACAGUAGUUUUCUGUGAGGAGUUCUCCAAUUGUUUGAACGCCAAUUACGACAUGACAUGCACUAUUUUUUUAAACUCUAAUCAAAUCAAAUGUCAGAGCUUUGGCAGAUUGGAAGAUUAUCAGUCAAUUUCAAUCUUUUCAUUCACACUAAGCCAAUGUUGAACUUGAGAUGUAACAAACAAAUUAUAUGCAUCACUUUUAUGGUGAUAUUAAGUCAUUAUUUUGGUCCUUUUUGGAGCUUGACAGCCUAUAAACUGUUGUACAGAAUAAAAAACACCAUAAUGAAAGUGGUCAAUGUUAUAUUUCUGAAUCUAUACAGUAGUUUGUGCAUAAAAUUCUCACUUGUUCGAACUGGUAGAGCAAUUACGACAAUUUUUGAGUCGAUGAUUAGCAAACAGCAUAUGUUUUUGAAACUGUUCACAAAUAAGAUUUCAGAGCUUUGGCAGAUUUGGAAGAUUGUCAGUGAAUAAUGUAAAAUUCAGUCUUUUCCGUCACAAUAAGCAGUCAUAUUACUUGAAAUGUAACUCACAAGUCACAUGCAUCACUUUCAUUGUGCUUUUCAGUCAUUAUUUUGCUCCUUUUUGGACCUGGACAGCCUGUAACCUGUUCUACAGGAAAAAACAUUAAAGUAUCAUGAAAGUAGUCUGUGCGAUUUGUGAUGCUAUAUUGCAAGUCUCCUAGUUUUAUGCAAGCUUUUCUUUAUUUGUUCAAACUGGCAUGACAAUUAUAAAAUGCAAGAAUCAAUAGCAUUUUGGAGUCAGUGAACAUUGAACCGCACAAUUUCUUCCCAAAUGAAUGUCAGAGCUUUAACAGAAGAAAAGAUUUUCAGUGAAUAACAAUGUAAAUUUCUGUCUUUUCAUAUUACUUGAAAUACAACACAAUUUGUGUGCAUUACUUUUAUGGUGCCUUUUAAGUCAUUGUUUUUUUCAGCCGAUGUUUUUUUUUUAAAUCAACAACAUGCGGGUUUGAAUGACCCGAGGGCGGGUAAACAAUGCCAUCAUUUUCAUUUUUGCAUGAACCGUUCCUUUAAAUCCCAUCACAACUGUACGGUCCUCUCAAUCCAUUCUGCUUGGAAUGAGGAGGAUAUCAGCAUCAUUCUGAUCUUCUUACUAACACCCGCUAAAAUCACUUAAAAUGACUAACCAGUUGUCCAGAGCGUGUUUGUUUAUAACCUCCAGAACAGCAUAUCUGUCAUUGCUCCCAAGGGAUUGUGCUGGUCUAAGCAGGAGAGCCACGUAAAAGCAUCAAUGUAGCUGCACUGCUCGAGUUUAGCUUCAGCGUUUCAAACUGACAGGUCGCUGUGAUGUGACACCAAAGGAAAUACCUGUUUGCUGAGGUUUCCCCUUCAGCCUGGGCACAGAUGCAUUAUGGUCCACUCCUACUCGCGUGGAAAGCUGUGAAGAGACGGAUGGUGUCCACAAACUGAGGCGCUUGAGUGUAUGUGUAUGUGUGUGUGUGUUCAAAUGGGCACGUGAGGUCAAGGGAGUCUCAAACCAGUGUGUGUGUGUGUGUGUGUGUGUGUGUGUAUGUAUGUGUGUGAUCAUGAGUAACGUAUUUGGGGUUUGUUGUUGUUCCAGUGAAACAAAAAAGAAAAAUCGCAUUUUAUUUUCAAGUGUACUUAAACACAUGCGUGGGGGAGAAAAAAAACAAGAAUACAGCAGUGCAAAAACAUUGCGGAUAUUUGUGUAUAUAUAUAUCAAAUAAUGAAGUCAAAUAUUCAUACUAUUAAUACCAAUUCUUCUUACGCUGACACUGACAGCUAGAGUUAUAAUUAUGAUGGUAAUUUUGAUGUAGUUUGAGGGUUCAGCACAAUUAUUUUGAUUUUUAUCUUUUUUUUUUUUUUUUUUUGUCUGUUUGAUAUGGGAAGCGACGACGCAUUUGUGUUUUCUUCAUAUCAAAGACAAAACGUUUGCUCAUUGUCCUUGAAUGGAUUCAGACUAAUGAAAAUUUUAUACAUGUGUAUAUCUAUCCCGUCAUCCUCCUGUUCCGUUAAAACAGCCGUUUCAAUGUGAAUUCACAGUUUUACUGCUGUUUGUAAUAACUGCAGAUUCUAUUUUCUUUGUUUGCAGUCUUUGUACAACUGUAAAACUUUUUUUCUUCAUGGAUUUCUUUCCUUUGACUGUCUUUCCUCAAGUUUUCCUCACUACCGCUGGUUGUCAUUCUUCUUUUUGUUUGUCCUGUUGGUGUUGUCCCUCUCUUGGCCUCUGAUCAUUGUGUUACGGAAUUGCUCUUGACUCUCGUCAUGGUGCAGAUGAUGGUGUAAUAAAAGCUGGUUUGAAAAGGAAAUGAUCAAAC